UUCGUUCCUUUCUUUUAAUUUUCUGUUUCUUCCUCAGAUAUUGCGAAACAUCUUCGAUUAGGUUUUCGGGAUAUGGACAUGCUCAACCAAUUCCACCAUUUGUUCUGGAUGGGGGACCUCAAUUACCGUCUCGGUUAUCCGACGGAAGCGGACGAAGGUUAUCCCACGACUCCAAGGAAGUCUGUAUUUAACGAAGUUGUUGAGAAGAUCAAGCUCAAGUCAUUCAAGGAUCUUCUGUCCAAUGACGAGCUCACAAAGGAACGAAAAGCAGGACAAGUUUUUGCAGACUUCAAAGAGGGGGAGAUCAACUUCGCUCCCACAUUUAAGAUGGUUCGCGGUGAGGAGGACCAGUACAUGGAAAAGCGGUUACCUGCCUGGUGUGACCGUAUUCUGUGGAGAUCGCUCUCCGGUUGUAAAGCGAAUCUAGCUCAGCUGUACUCUGCUCCUUCAGUCAAGACAAGUGAUCAUAAACCCGUGGCAGCAAAAUUCCAUCUUAAUGUUUCUGCCCUGCCCACGGAUGACGAGGUCGAUGGUUCGAAACCGCAAUACAAGCUCAGGUUAUUAUCACUAUCUGCGAGGGGACUGAAGAAAGGUGAUGUCAUGGGACUUUCUGACCCUUUGUGGUCUCUACUAGCAAUUAUCCCUAAGGAGCGGGUGACACUCUGCGCCAUCAGGCGGGUUGGUAUCCCUAUGCGCUCGGAUGCUGUACCAGAGAUGGACCUGCCAGCAAUCGAGUUGAAGACGUCGUCACUCGAAAGACUUGAAAGAGAACAUGUCUACCUUAAAGUGAGAGACAGUGAUCUUAUUGUGGACAACGACACUCUAGGACAUGGGGUGAUGUCACUAGCAAGUGCGGUUGCAGCAUAUCGGUCAAAGCUGAGGCAUAGCACGAUCCCCCAGCAUCCGGUUCAUUUCCAGAUCAAUCUCAGUCAUUCUGGAAUUGCCGAGGGACAACUUCAAGGACAGAUGGAGCUACAGAAGGUAUCAAGAAGAGGGAGCAUCGGGGUUCGAAAUGUGGUGCUUUUACGUCGUCUGAUCCCAUCUCUGGGAGUGCGCUCAGGGUCCGGGUCAGCUGCUGAGCGCACACACAUUUUGAAACAGGCCACAUGAUGAUGCAGGACGGCUAGAUGAUUGUGGCAGAUGCUUAAUGACACCCAAUGUAUGUAUGUCUAACAAAUGAUCACACAGAGU
Messenger RNA from Chara braunii, 1191 nucleotides. NCBI's taxonomy places the organism in Eukaryota, Viridiplantae, Streptophyta, Charophyceae, Charales, Characeae. The record is from the annotation of a GenBank genome assembly.